This is a messenger RNA of Bufo bufo (common toad), 2292 nucleotides long. It is a transcript of the gene TM7SF3, whose product is annotated as transmembrane 7 superfamily member 3. The transcript is spliced from 12 exons. Lineage: Eukaryota; Metazoa; Chordata; Amphibia; Anura; Bufonidae. The record is from RefSeq and is a predicted model, not a curated record. The coding region runs from base 128 to 1822 and encodes 564 amino acids.
GUGCGCGCUGUCUUUAGUAUCGGAGCAGCAGUGGUCUGGGGGCCGGGCAGGAAGUGCAGUGUGAUCGGGGUGGGUUGCUGCUUGUCUGUGGGUGAUGUGAGGCAGUGAGAAGCCUGGUCAGGGCGGCAUGAUGCGGGGCUGGGGGGUGAUCACCCCGCUGGUGCUGCUGCAACUGGGGGUCCUCUGUUCCUCUUCCGCAGGACUCACCGAAGUCUCGAUGGGAAGGUUUACGGAUGUUAAACUGAAUCGUUCCUCCCCCAUGGAGUUUAUUCUGCAGAACAUUCCCAGCAAUGUCUCCUUCAUCCUCUUCCAGGUGCACAGUCAGUAUGUCAACGUGACGCUGUCCAUCGACAAGACUCCAACUAUAAAUGACUCUGAGACUGGCAGCGACACAGGACUCCUGACCGUCCUCCGCAUCAACCAGACUCGCGCCACCUGGUACCUGGAGACUGCCAACCCGGAUCCUCUGCUGGCAUCAGCUGUCAGUAUCCCAUACACAGAGAGGGACCCGAUUCCUGGAGCGUGUAACCUGGAGUUCAAUUUAGACACUGACCCAAAUGUCUAUCUUCAGUACAAUCUCUAUGAGACGGUCAUCAAGUUUGCUCCAGCGAAUUUGGGCCAUGCCAGAGAUGCGACUCCCCAGGCCUGCGAUGUUCAGACGGGCCAGGAAUCGAGGUGGCGCCUGCAGUACGACAUCUACCAGUAUUUUCUUCCAGAAAACAACCUCAAUGACUCUGUGUUGUUGGCUCACCUGCAGAAGAUGUCAGCGGUACCGCAGAUCUCUGCUAACGGCAUGAAGCUGGCCACUCUGACCUCCAGUGACAGAACCACCAUGUCCUUCUCUUCUGUCCCCGGACAAGGUGUCAUUUACAAUGUGGUUGUCCGUGAUCCCGUCCUGAACACGUUUGCAGCCUAUGUGCCAGUCCAUACAUACUCCUGCAACUUCACUUCAGCAAUGGACAACUGCGCUACCCUGGGUAAAGUAUCAACCAAAGUAUUUUUCACGUUCUGCGGCAUCUUCGGUCUUUUCAUCUGCUUCUUCGGGCACCGGUUUCUUAAAAUUGAUUUCUUCUCCGUGGGGUUUAUAAUCUUUGGAUUUUUCAUGUUCGUUCUUCUCACAAAAGUUACACAUCUUAACCACGACGCUCGUCUGUUAUUGACUGCAUUGACCGGGGUCUUUGGGGGGCUCUUGUUUGUUGGUUACUGGUGGAGAUUCGGAUGCAUUUACCUCUGUGUAUUGCUGGUGGGGUUGGUGCUGGGGUUCCUCGUGGCAGCCAUUGUAUUUUUCACCCCACUAGGAGAUUAUUCCACAUUCCGGAAUGACAGCAUAUUCUGGUUGACCUUCACCUGUAUCGCCUUAAUAGUACCUGCGUUCCUGCUCCCAUUCCCAAAAGUACUAAAUAUUUUGAGCUGCAGCGUGGUUGGGUCCUAUACGGUGGUAUUGGCGAUUGACAGUUACCUAUACACCAGUCUCAGCUACAUAACUUUAAAUGUCCUCAAGAGGGCGCUCAACAGGGACUUCAGUACAGCCUACAGCAGUGUGCCAUUCCAGAAAAAUGACUUCAUUAUCAUCGCGGUCUGGGUGGUCCUGAUAGUCUGCGGUAUGACAACCCAGUUCUACAGGGAGAGGGAGAGGCCGGCUUUUCCACCAACCCCCUAUGCGAUAUGGAAACGUGACCGCGAGCGGCGGAUCACGAACAUCCUGGAUCCUAGUUAUCACACGCCUCCCUUCAAGGACCGUCUCCUGGCCAACCUGGCUUGGUUAAGAGAUUUCUUCCGCAAGGAACCAUCACUGGGUGAGAGGACACCCCUGCUGUUAUAGCUGAAAGAAACCGUGUAGGUUUAGCCUGGGGUUAUCAGGCAGGAUAAUGGUAUGUAAACCUGCCAUGGGGCUGCCUGGAAGGCAAGAGUCAGUGUUAUGUUGGGGUUGUAGCCUCGACUGCAGAAACGGGAAACCACUAGCAAGCAGGUGGCGGCUUCCCACAAGCUACUGAUCUACUUUCAGCUGGGGGCCAUUAGCUGCUUGUAAGGACUCCAACCCAAGGGAUGUAUUUUUAGAGGUUCUCCACAAAAAUCUGAUUAAUAUGGCGGUGAGCAAUGAAUAGAUGCUUGGCGUGAGCACUAUUAUUUAGAUUUCUUGUAAUCAGAUACAAGCUGGUUGCUGUGGACCUCUGUAGUGUAUCCAUUGCAACCAAUUUGUCUCUGUGCUGAGAGCAGAGAUGAGGAUUCAGCCUGGCGGCAGUCACGUUAUGGCUUUCCUUCUCUUCUCUCAGCCUCCUUUAUUAAUCAGAU